Messenger RNA from Pieris macdunnoughi, 465 nucleotides. Lineage: Eukaryota; Metazoa; Arthropoda; Insecta; Lepidoptera; Pieridae. The record is from the annotation of a GenBank genome assembly.
AUGGAAAAUUUGAAAAUUAUAUACGGGUUUUCUCAUUCCCAAAUAACUGAAUUGAGUAGUGAACUAUCUCAACUGAAGUAUCAGAAAGCAAUAAUCAACGUGUGUGCGAAGUCCGAAGAGGCGAAGAUUGAAGUUCACCUAUCUAAUUUAGAUAAACAUAAAAAUUCUUAUGAUAUUUUAUUCAACAAAGAAAGAGCAAUGUCGGCCGUACAAAGAGAACACUUGAAACAGAAAGAAGUAGAAGAAAAAGAAUUAGUGCGUCAGAAAAUGGUAAAGAUUUUAGAAAAAAACGAACAGCAAACGAAAGCCGCGGCAGCCAUAGAAGAUGAAUGUGUCGCUAUAGAAAGAGAAUGUAGCUCUCUAAUGAAUAGGAACAAAGCUAUAAUGAAAAGGUUGCGACGUAAACUUAUUGAAACUGAAGAUAUGCGGCGGGAAUUAACAAAGAAUAGAUUCUGUGACAAUUAG